AUGCCCGGUGCUCCACGCUCAUGUGGUUGCCAGACGUGCAAAGAUCGCAAAAUAAAGAGACAGCCUGGUUCUGGCGAGCUGACGCUUCCAUCCUGGGAUGAGCAGUGUGAUGAGACUUGGCCCGAAUGUGGUAAUUGCGCGCGAAAAGGGGCACCAUGCCCAGGGCCAACUCAAUUGCUCAAAUUCAUCACGAACCAAGACCAUUCGACCCCGCAGAGUGUAAUACGGAGAGCUGGGUAUCUCCGGAAGAGUCAAAAUGCCGCCCAAGCUUCUAGUAUACAGCUCCAUCCCCAUUCAUCAGCCCAAAGUAUCUACAAACCCACUUUAAGAGGACCCAAUAUAGGCACCCUUCGCCCUGCUCUUGUCACGGUCGAUGACGGUGUUGCUGCUCGUCUGGUUGGCCAUUUGGGAAUCUCCGGAAAAGACCAGAUGAUUACCCAAACCGAAAUUCUCCGCCACCUUCCAAAGAGAAUGUCGGCAAACCAAAGUCUUCGUGACUCUGUUGAUCUUCUUUGCUCGGUCUGGUCAAGCCGUCGCUCAGGUAGAGCGGCAGAGGAAUUCAUAACCAUGCCGUUAUACGGGAAAGCAAUCCGUAGCCUCUCUCGGAUUUUAAAAACUGACCAGGCUUUCACCAUGGAAACUUUAGCAGCUAUUCUGAUUAUGCAGCGUGCAGAAGCUUUGUUCGACCCUGGACACCGCCCACUUAUCCAUUCCAAAGGAAUUGCAACCCUCCUCGCUCGCGUUGGUGCUCCCAAAAAAGGUGACAAGUUCCACGCCAGUGUCUUCGCCGAGACAUAUAGCGUUAUGAUACCAUAUUGGAUGAUGACGGGUUGGGAUGAUCUUCUCGAAAAGCCUCCGUGGAGAGACGCUGUCGUCAGAGGCUUGACUGAAUACACCGGAGUGCCGGAGCUCAAGCCAUAUUUGGAUACAGCCUUCGACAAGAACAACAGGAUAUGCGAGAAAGCGCCAGUGUUGAUACAAGGUAUCUUAGCCCUUUUUAAAGAUCCAGAGCACAAAGAGUUCCCUGCUACUUCGCCAUUUGUUCAGCAGAUGACAGAAGAGUUUCGCACAGCAGAGACUUCUGUAAGAGAGGCCGCAUAUGCCAUCUUUGACAAAGCAAUGAAGUUGGGGGCAAUAAUCGAGGAAGACAAGCCCACGCCUCUUACCAGUACAAGCUACAACUUCUCCUCAACCCACCUGGCUCAGUCACUGGUCUCGUAUCUCUCCUUUCACAUUUACAUAUUGCGUCUUCGUUAUCAGUGGAAUGCUUCAUUUCAACUUCCAGACGCUCCUGAUUUGUACAAAGUAUUCCAAGACGCCUGCAUCAGGAUAUGGAAAUUUGUUCCUUUUAUGCAGAAAGCUUGGUUGUUCCUCCUACGACAUCUACAAAGCUCUCUUGCAAUUAGCUUUGAGGCAGCAAACCAAGAAGAGAAGGACUAUAUUAUCAGUAUAUUCGAGAACUUGGAUAGCCAUGGCAAAAAGGAGUCCAGAACUCGUGAAGAGCUGAGAAGCCAGCUGGAGCAGCAGUCUUUAUUACUGCAGAUAGAGUGGCGGUAA
Messenger RNA from Clonostachys rhizophaga, 1557 nucleotides. Lineage: Eukaryota; Fungi; Ascomycota; Sordariomycetes; Hypocreales; Bionectriaceae. The record is from the annotation of a GenBank genome assembly.